GAAGAAGAACCAACCCAGAAACUACAACAAGAUGGCGGAACAUGACAACACCAACGACGUUUCAGCCGCGCAGCCUUCUAAACUCUCUGACCUGCUCGAACGUGGGUGGAAGAUAUUUGAGGAGGUGGACAGCACAAACGAACCGCUCGCCUCCAGCAGCAUCCAGGUCCGAGUCAAACGCGGCAUCGGCAUGCUGGAAGAAGCGUCCUCAAUGGUGGCCCUGCUCGACCUGUUCAGCCGCAACGAAGAGCUCGAGGAGAUCGCCACGGCCGACCUCAAGUACCUGCUGCUGCCCGCGCUCUUAGGAGCCCUGACCAUGAAGCAGACCGGCCGGGACAAACGCCUGGAGGUGGUGCGAACGGCCCGGGGACACUUCAUGGACUUCCUGAAACGAUGUAAAGAGUAUAACAUGAGCCGCUUUGAACUGCCGCGCUUGACCAAUGAAAAGGAAACUCCCGACGAUGCGUCAGAAACGGGCUCGUCUACAGCCGCGGUGCCGCCUAAACCCUGCCCAUCAGAUCUGGUUUCCAUGGCAGCACAGAGGCAAGCGAAGAUUGAGCGGUACCGCCAGAGGAAGGAGCUUGAAGCCCGGCUGUCAGAUGUGAGGAAGGCUGUGGACAGCGGACAGGCCGACGAUGAAGUCAGCAGAGACUUCUACAAUCUGAAUGCCAGGAGAUGGGUGACUGUGUGUCUGGAGGAAAUAGAGAGCAUUGACCAGGAGAUGGAGAUACUCCAGCAGAUGGAUGGGCUGAAGCAGGGUGCCGCCAAGCAGCCAGCCCAGCCAGUCAGGCCUCCCAUGAAACCCUUUAUUCUCACCAAGGAUGCGGUUCAGGCUCGAGUGUUCGGGGCCGGUUAUCCCAGCCUCCCCACCAUGACGGUGGACGACUGGUAUGAACAGCACAGGCUCCGUGGAGCUAUGCCAGACCAGGGGAUUCCCAGGAGGGUCGAUGUGGAGGAGGACACAGAUGCAAAAGAGAGGGAAGAACAAGAUAAAGAGAAGAAUGCUGAAAAUGAUGAUGAGGAGUCUCUGCUCAGAGCCAGAAACUGGGAUGAGUGGAGGGACACUCAUCGCAGAGGUUAUGGAAACCGCCACAACAUGGGCUAGUCUUCAUUUCUGUUGUGAUCAGUCCAGGAAGUGGACGGACGUUGCUCACAAUUCUGAUCCUUAUGUUCGUUGGUAUGAGAAGGUCACCAACCCAAGGACCACACCACAGUAUUGCCAAAACAACCCGAUGAGUUUAUUGACACUACAGCUGAUUGCGUGCUGUUCCUCUAAGUAAUUUACCAGUUUGGGUUCAACAGUCCUUCGUUGUAUCAUUUUUUUCAGUGAGUCUUAAUAGAAAUAUAUGGCAGGAUGCGUGGAAGCCCGUGUUUCUGCUGUGUUGUGUGUUUUCCCCUUACACUGUCAUCGGGAAAUAAAGAGACUGAACAAACCA
Molecule: messenger RNA, 1436 nt
Organism: Gasterosteus aculeatus aculeatus (three-spined stickleback)
Lineage: Eukaryota; Metazoa; Chordata; Actinopteri; Perciformes; Gasterosteidae
Gene: igbp1
Product: immunoglobulin (CD79A) binding protein 1
Biological process (GO): regulation of dephosphorylation; regulation of signal transduction
Cellular component (GO): cytosol
Molecular function (GO): protein phosphatase 2A binding
Source: RefSeq, a predicted model, not a curated record